Messenger RNA from Psilocybe cubensis, 819 nucleotides. RefSeq lists its product as uncharacterized. The record is from RefSeq and is a predicted model, not a curated record. Gene Ontology annotation, biological process: fatty acid beta-oxidation. Gene Ontology annotation, molecular function: enoyl-CoA hydratase activity; delta(3)-delta(2)-enoyl-CoA isomerase activity. Gene Ontology annotation, cellular component: peroxisome. The transcript has 6 exons. Lineage: Eukaryota; Fungi; Basidiomycota; Agaricomycetes; Agaricales; Agrocybaceae. The coding region runs from base 1 to 819 and encodes 272 amino acids.
AUGUCUUCAACCCUCUCGCUGCCCGUUGGAAACCCCUUGGUCACUCUGACGCACCCAAAGCCUUCUCUGUGGAUUUUGGAACUGCACCAUGGAGUCGACAACCGUCUUACACAGACACUCAUCAACAAGGCUAUAAUGCCUGCACUUGAUGCCGUAGAACGGGAAUGGCGAGUACACCAAAGGGCGUCCGUUGCAAAUAAGAAACCAGAGGAAGGCAAGGGCGCACUCAUUAUAGUCGGAAAGAAGGAUCAGGAUAAAUUCUUCAGUAAUGGUUUGGACUUCGCCGACUCAUUGAAGGAUCCGAACUUCUUCCAGUUGACCUUCAACCCCAUGUUGACACGGUUGUUAACGUUCCCAAUACCUACCAUUGCGGCAAUCAAUGGUCAUUGCUAUGCAGGAGGUUUCAUGCUGUCUUUGGUCUGUGACUACAGGGUUAUGACUGAUGGAAGCUCUCGCAACGCCUGGAUGUGUAUGAAUGAGGUUCAUUUCGGAGCACCAUGGCCCUUGUCCUUCACUGCGAUCUUGACUGCAAAAAUUGGCGACCAUCGACUUCAUCGAAAGAUUGCCCUGGAAGGACAUCGAUUCUCAGCGACCGAAGCCCUACAAGACGGUAUUCUAGAUCACAUAGUCAAGGGGAAAACAGCGGACAUACUCGCGAAAGCCGAAGAAGUAGCAGAUCAAGUUAGUGGCAAUGCUGCCACAGGUGUAUGGGGAUUACUCAAGUUAAAUCUGUACCGUGAUGCAUUGGAAGCAAUGCAAAAGGAUAUCAGAUUGGUGGACACCCGAAUGGACGAUGCUGCUGCGAGAUCGAGGCUUUAG